Messenger RNA from Anneissia japonica, 1526 nucleotides. RefSeq names its product ceramide synthase 1-like. Gene Ontology annotation, biological process: ceramide biosynthetic process. Gene Ontology annotation, molecular function: sphingosine N-acyltransferase activity. The record is from RefSeq and is a predicted model, not a curated record. NCBI's taxonomy places the organism in Eukaryota, Metazoa, Echinodermata, Crinoidea, Comatulida, Comatulidae. Gene Ontology annotation, cellular component: membrane.
GAGGGGGCGCUUUAAAACUCAGCAAGCAGCAGCAAGUGUGGCGGCGGCCGUGUGGUUUGUGAACGGCGGAAGAGAAGUUGGCAUUUUUAAUUUAAGGAGAAUAGAAAAGGCGAAUAUUGAACACGUUCCACACACUCUACCAUUUAUAUGUCAAAAUGUCUACAGAUAACAACGACGUAGAAAACUGGCCUGAAAUACCGGGAUAUUGGGAAGUUACAAAAUCAGCAUUUUUACUUUUAAAACACGAGCUAAACGGAAAUUCGCACGGAAAAGAUUUUAUUUCAGAAAUCGAACAUUGUUGUAGCCUGACUACCGCAGAAGUAAGCAUUGUGUUAUUGGGUGCAGUAUUAUUUACCAUCGGUCGCUUUGUAACAAGCAAAUACAUAUUUAUUCCAUGGGCAAAGAGAGCAAAGAUACCGAAGAGAGAUGAAUCAAAAGUGCCAGAAAGUGCUUACAAAUCUUUAUUCUACACAUCUAUAUGGUUUAUAAUGUUGUACAUAAUAUUCGGACAUCAUGAGCAUAUAUUCAGAGAUCCAGUUUCAUGUUUCACAGGUACCACAAUAUAGGAUUGCUUGUGUUCUUCUUGCAUGACAUUACCGAUGUGUUUUUGGAGAAUUCUAAGCUGUUGAUUUAUUUCAAGAUACGUAGGGGUAAGAAGUAUCCCAUCAAUGACCAACUAGCCAACGUCGGCUUUGCCGGAUUCAGUUUAUCUUGGUUUGUGUGCAGAUUGUACUGGUUCCCGUUGAAAGCCUUGUGGUCGGCUUCAAAGGUUACCGAUUUCGAUGACAGACGCAUGCCGUUCGUCCUGCUUCUAAACUCAAUGCUGUGGGUUCUUCUUGUAAUGAACAUCUGGUGGUUUACGUUUAUCUUAUCGAUGCUGUACAAGGUAAUAACAGGACAGUCGACAGAGAUUGAUGACAUUAGAGAGGAAGACAUAGUCCCAUCAGAAAAGAAAUUAAAUGAGAUGCUUCAUGUUGGUAAUGGCAAACAAAAUGGAAUCCACAGUAAGAGCAAUGGAAAGACAAUACACAACAACGGUACAACGUUGACACACAGGCCAACAGCUGCUGGAGAAGCAACAGAACUAGUAACAGGGGCAACGCCGGUAACAGCUGUUUCAGAGUGAUAAAAAGCCCACAUAUUCACCAUACAGCAACCAUAACAAAUAGACUAGAUUCUACUUAACACACAAUAGUAGUCAGUUUUUAUUUGAAUUAUCAACUGGCUGUGGUAAUCACUACUUACAAUUGUGUACAUGGUUGCUCUUGUCAUUGACAUCUUUCAAUAAAUCUAAUUUUGUUGUUCAUUAUUUGAUGUUAGGUCACCUGCAGUGUUGGAUUCAUUUCUUAUUGAGAUGAUAAUGAAUAUUGAUAAUGAUAAUAAUAUACAGUAUAAAUUAUCAUCUUUAAUAUAGAUGAAGGUGCAUUUCCACACCAAAUUUUCUAUCAUGUGAUUUAUCAUCUUUAUUGAGGAAGUCAGAAAACAGUCAAAGAUAACUGACAAACUAUUAUAUUAUUGUAUAAAGU